UGCCUGAUUUGUGGCCGAUGUUGGAGAUGUAAAAAAAAAAAAAAAAAAAAAAAAAAAAACAGGAGGAGGAAGAAAACCACACACUACCCUGGGUAGCUAUGGAGAUGGAGCCUUUUCCUGGCCGCUUUCUUUGACAGGCGUCGAGUAGGGGCUUAAAAAUCUUUCAAAAACGGAGUCCAACAUGUACGCCAAAGGGAAAGGAACCGUUGUGCCGUCCGAUAGCCAAGCGCGAGAGAAGUUGGCUUUAUACGUCUACGAAUACUUGUUACAUGUUGGUGCUCAGAAAUCUGCACAGACCUUCUUGUCUGAGAUCCGGUGGGAGAAGAACAUUACUCUAGGAGAGCCCCCAGGAUUCCUGCAUUCAUGGUGGUGCGUGUUCUGGGAUCUGUACUGCGCCGCCCCGGACAGACGCGAGACCUGCGAGCAUUCCAGCGAGGCCAAGGCCUUCCAUGACUACAGUGCAGCAGCGGCGCCCAGCCCUGUAAUGGGGAACAUGCCCCCUAAUGAUGGCAUGCCUGGUGGACCCAUGCCCCCUGGCUUCUUUCAGGGCCCUCCCGGGUCGCAGCCGUCUCCCCACGCACAGCCUCCCCCACACAACCCCAGCAACCCCAUGAUGGGACCCCACGGCCAGCCCUUCAUGUCUCCGCGGUACCCGGGUGGACCUCGGCCGUCCCUCCGCAUGCCAAACCAGCCUCCUGUCGGGGUUCCUGGGUCACAGCCACUCUUGCCAAACAAUCUGGACCCCACCAGGCCACAAGGACACCCCAGCAUGGGCGGCCCGAUGAGAAUGAAUCCACCUAGAGGGAUGGGUAGCAUGGGUCCACAGAACUAUGGUGGAAUGAGGCCACCUCCGAACUCUCUGGGUGGGCCAGGCAUGCCAGGAAUGAACAUGGGUCCAGGAGGACGGGGUCCUUGGCCGAAUCCCAAUACUAACUCGAUAGCGUACUCCUCCUCAUCUCCGGGCAACUAUGUCGGUCCCCCAGGGGGAGGUGGUCCACCAGGAACUCCCAUCAUGCCAAGUCCAGGAGAUUCGACAAACUCGAGCGAAAACAUAUACACAAUGAUGAACCCUAUCGGCCCUGGAGGCAACAGACCCAACUUCCCUAUGGGCCCGGGUCCUGAUGGUCCGAUGGGAGGGAUGGGCUCCAUGGAGCCUCAUCAUAUGAACGGAUCAUUAGGGUCUGGUGACAUGGAUGGGUUGCCAAAGAACUCGCCCAGUAACAUGGCAGGCAUGAACAACCCGCCGGGCACACCGCGAGACGACGGCGAGAUGGGUGGCAACUUCCUCAACCCGUUCCAAAGUGAAAGUUAUUCACCCAACAUGACGAUGAGCGUGUGAUCCCCACCUUUAUUUUUUUUUUAUUAUUAAUUAUUAUUGUUAUUAUUUUAUUUCAUUUUAUUUCCCUUCUAUUUGUUUUGUACCCCCGCAUUCCUUUCGGACACCGCACCACAAACCCCACGCCACAUCCCACAGAACUUUUGGGCCGGGCUGCGCAGCCUCACAAGGGACUCAUGCCAUAACGGCCGCCGCUGACAGGAAGCAGCCCCCGAGCCACAGGAAGAGCCUGCUGACUGCCUCGCUCUGCCUUCCUCUCUGGCUCAGGACACUGAAAGAAGGGGCUUUGAGAAUAAACACACACACACACACACAAACACUCCCCACACACACACACACACACACACACACACACACACACACGUGUGCGAAAGGACCAGACUGAUGGGCAGGACAGGACCGUGUGUCUUUGGCUCAGCUCUUUUUAACACACUCCAUCUCUUCUUCUCUCUUUUUCCUUCUUGUUCCUCGUUAUUGCGGUAGAUUUCAUUCCGGGACGCGCGAUCCCUUGUUUUAUUGUAAUUUUUUUUUUUUUUUUUUUAAAUUCCCACUCCAUUUUAAACGUGUACAUUUUUCAACACUCAUGAAGAUGUGACAGGCCAUGAACGCUUCCAUUAUUUCUGUGUAUGUAUUGUAUUAUUAAUAAUUAUUGUUCUGUUUUUUUUUUUUUUAUUAUUAUUAUUAUUAUUAUUAUUAUUAUUAUUUUGUAUUAAUAUUGUAAUGAUAAUUGAUAAGGGUAUUUUUUUUUUUUCUCAGAAGGGCACAUUGUAUCUCAAUAACCAUGAAAUCGUCAGAGUAAGCACAUAUUCACGACACCCAGUGGAAACUCUAUGAUUUAUUAUUAAAUCGUAUUUUUUUUUUUUU
Molecule: messenger RNA, 2200 nt
Organism: Tachysurus vachellii
Lineage: Eukaryota; Metazoa; Chordata; Actinopteri; Siluriformes; Bagridae
Exons: 18
Coding region: 182-1339 (385 amino acids)
Biological process (GO): positive regulation of transcription by RNA polymerase II
Cellular component (GO): nucleus
Molecular function (GO): protein binding; single-stranded DNA binding
Source: RefSeq, a predicted model, not a curated record